GAAUUGUUAAAAUAAUAUUUCAUUAGUUUCUAAAUAUAUAUAUAAUUCAUAAUAUAAUAUAUUUGUAUAUUAAAGUUCUGUGAAUUCAGAGUUUUGGUUCAAUCAAAGCUAUUCAAACUUAUUAUUGCUUUUUGUUCAUCAAAUCCACGAUAAGAUAGUGGAAAUUGUGUGGAAAAUAACUUUUUAAGUUUAUUGGCUAUAUUUGGCUAUAUUUGGUUAUAUUUGACAAAAUAUUUCCAUAUUUUCGUUGAGAAUAAUAUAAAUAAAGCGUUGAUUUUUGAUAAUUAUUUGUAUUUAAAUAAAAGUCAAAUUGAAUUGAUUUGGAAAUCAUUGAAAAUGACAAAAGACGAGAUCCCGAACCGAAAGAUAUCGCAGAAUAACGGCGCCAAACCCUUCCCUAUUAGAGGCGACCGGACGACAGCGUAUGUCAACAUUCCUCAUGUCAUAGCAAUGGUUGGACUCCCGGCCAGAGGAAAGACAUACAUCGCUAAGAAGUUGACCCGUUAUCUCAAUUGGAUUGGCAUUAAUACCAGAGUUUUUAAUGUUGGAGAGUAUAGGAGACAAGCGACUAAAGCCUAUCGGAAUCAUGACUUCUUCCGUCCCGACAAUAAGGAUGCGCUUAUUAUACGAAACAAAUGUGCUGUCGAUGCUCUGGAGGACAUGUGCACGUGGCUCGAGGAGGGCACCGGAGAAGUGGCCGUAUAUGACGCCACCAACACUACUGUCGAUAGAAGACAACUCAUUCACGACACUGUUGUCGACAAAUAUGGAUAUAAAUUAUUUUUUGUUGAAUCCUUUUGCAACGACCCCAACAUAAUUGAGGCCAACAUUAGGGAGGUGAAGGUUCACAGUCCGGACUAUCGGGAUGUGAGCAAUGAGGACGCGUUGAAUGACUUUACGCAACGCAUAGAGCACUACGAACUCGCGUAUCAGCCUCUCGAUGAAGAACGAGAAAAACAUUUCUCUUUCAUGAAAAUCUAUAACGCGGGAGAAAAGGUGAUCGUUCACAGACAUGAGGGACACAUUCAGAGUCGAGUUGUGUAUUAUCUGAUGAACAUUCACAUAAUCCCGCGGUCUAUAUACCUGACCCGUCACGGAGAGAGUGUCUAUAACUUACUCGGAAGGAUAGGCGGAGACGCAGAGCUUUCCGAAAGGGGUUGGGAGUACUCGAAAGCAUUGGCUAAAUAUAUUUCUGAGCAAAAUAUCCCUCGCCUUCGAGUGUGGACUUCUCAGCUUCAGAGGACAGCACAGACUUCAGAAGCUAUUAAAGCGCCUCAAGAGAGAUGGAAAGCUUUGAAUGAAAUCGACGCCGGAAUUUGCGAAGAAAUGACUUACGAAGAAAUUCAGACUAAAUAUCCGGAUGAGUUUGCAUUACGAGACCAGGAUAAGUUUCACUAUCGAUACCCUAAAGGAGAGUCAUACGAAGACUUAGUGGCCCGACUGGAGCCGGUUAUCAUGGAGUUGGAGCGUCAGGAGAAUGUGCUCGUUGUCGGACAUCAGGCAGUAUUGCGCUGUCUUUUGGCUUACUUUCUGGACAAGAGCUCAGCGGAUAUGCCGUAUAUAAAAGUACCUCUUCAUACCAUAAUCAAGUUAACGCCCUUCGCAUACGGCUGUCAACUCGAGGAGAUAAUAGUGCCGAUCGCGGCCGUCGAUGACCACAAACUCUUAUAAGGCACCGAUGAUAUGACUUUCUCGGGUACCUGAAAGUCCCGCUCCACACUAUAAUUAAGUUGACUCCCGUUGCCUAUGGCUGUCAAGUCGAUGAAAUACACAUUCCUAUUGAAGCUGUCAAUACUCAUCGCGAGAAACCUCUGGUUAUAUCACAAAUAUAUCGCAAUUGCUUUAAUAAUAUGUUUCCGACAAAUCUAUCGCAAUGUCGUAAUAAUAUUUGCCAAUCAAAUGAUCCUAACUCUCAAUACGGUUGUCAUAAACUUAUGCCUCUCCGGAAUCGUCUCACCAGAAACUUCUAUAAACAACUAAUCCUUAAUGAAGACAUUGAAUACGAGUUUUAGCAUAAAUAACAUUAAUCAUUCUUGUUUGUCUAAUGUUUGUAUUUGAGACAUUAAAUUAAUGAUUUGUAAUAUAUUUAUUACAACAUUUUUUAAUCAGUGAAUU
This is a messenger RNA of Medioppia subpectinata, 2115 nucleotides long. NCBI's taxonomy places the organism in Eukaryota, Metazoa, Arthropoda, Arachnida, Sarcoptiformes, Oppiidae. The record is from the annotation of a GenBank genome assembly.